AUGGAAUUUUCACUUAAUCAAGUCACCCUUAAGCAAUGGCAAGAGGACAACAAAUUGUUUGUGGAAAGAAAUGCGAGUAAAGAAGUUGAACGACUAUUGGAUAGUCAGAACAUGGUAAUUGUGACAGGUCACCCAGGAUCUGGGAAAUCUGAAAUCGUGCAUCACGUUGCUCUUAAACUUAGAAAACAAGGUUGGAAUGUGAAAGUCAUUCACACUGUGAGGGUGAUGAUACAAAUUAUAAAUUCAUUCACACGUGGUCUAAAUGAUAAAACCAUUUUUGUACUAAAUGAUCCAAUUGGCAAAGAUUCAUUUGAUGAAAUAGAAUAUACUAUAUGGAGAAAAUAUGAGGAAUCUUUAAAGGUUUGUUUAAAGAAAAUCAAACUUCUUAUGUCGUGCAGAAAAUAUAUUUUGAGUGAUGAUAAAGUAAAGGGACUUUUAAAAAAUGAAUCAACAAUAGUAGAUAUAACCUGCAAUCAAUUUAAAUUGAGUUAUGAAGAAAAAGAAAAAAUAUGGAGAAAGCACGCUCUUGACGAAGAUGUAUCUAAAGAGGAAUUAAAGCAAAUUGUCCAAACAGAAACGUAUUUUCCUUUAUUAUGCAAACUAUAUGUUCACCAUAAAAUCAAUAAAAAGGAAAAACUAAGAUUUUUCAAAGCACCAGUAGAGCUUUUUGAAGAGGAAUUACGAAAUUUCAGAGAAUCAUGCAAAGAAAAAUACUGUGCUUUAAUUCUCCUUGUAUUGUUUAACAAUAAAUUUUGCGUUGAAGAUAUAAGGGGGUCCGUGAUAUCAAGAAACAAGUAUGAAUUUGCUUUAGAAGUGUGUGAAAUGAAGAAAGACACAUCAACUUAUGAAAUUAUUAACGCUUUUGAAGCUCUACAAGGAUCUUUUGUCAAGAAAAUUGGCGAUACGUAUCAUUUUUAUCACGACCUUAUUAUGGGAGUUACCGGCCUUGUGUUUGGAAAAGACUAUCCUUUUCAAAUAAUACAUUAUGCAGAUAUUGGUUUUCUAAAACAAAAAGUUAAAUUAAGUCAUCACGACACGAGAGAUCGAUUCACUAUAUAUUUAAGUGACAAAUACAUUUAUGCUCUUGGGGGAAGACUUUUUAAUGGUAUUUUAGGAGAACAUUUACUAGAUAUUGUACUCAACCCCUGUUUAAAGGACGCAAGAGUGAUUGACGUUUUUAUCAAGGAAUUGGAACGCCAUCCAGAAAAACUGAAAAUGCUGCUUGAAAAGAAAAGGCUUCAAAUUGAUAAUCAAGAAAUGAAUCAGCCGAUCAGUCAUUGGUUUUGGUCUAAACUUGCAUUUGUGAGUUUAAAAGACAAAAUAUCGCCUCUUUGUGCUAUUAUCAUAUUUUGCGAUACACGGUUAUCCUUAUAUUGUCUAAAAUCCCUUCAACAAAUGCCAAACUAUCUUAUAGGCAAUUCUGUUUUUUCUUCUAUAUGCUGCAAUGGCUCAAAAUAUAUGUUUGCUAUGCUCAGAAAACAUCUUGCUAGAAAAUCAUUGACAGAGAAAUGGAAGUUUUUUUAUCCAAUACACAUUGCAUCCGUAUUUAAAAAUAACGAAAUACUGCGUGAACUGCUUCAGAUGGGUGCCGAUGUGAAUCUCAAGACUGCCAAUGAAAAUUACUGGACUCCAUUAACGCUAGCAGCAGCUAGAAACAAUACUGAAGAAAACGAAGAAACUGACAUUAAAAAAUCUCUUCAGUUAAGGCGCCAUGACACGGUACAACUUUUAUUAAGUAACAGCGCAUGUAUCAAUUUAUGUAACGGAGACGGGGCAAGUCCUCUUUAUAUAGCUUGUGAAGCUGGGCAUGAAGACCUCGUUAAACUCUUUCUAUACAGUGAAGCAGACAUUAACUUACGCAUGAAAAGUGGAGCCAGUCCUCUUUACAUUGCUUGUCAAGAGGGACACGGUAUAAUUGUUACCCUUUUACUGAAACAGGGAGCAGUCCUUAAUUUAAGAACAAAAGAUGGACCUAGUCCUCUCUCUAUAGCUUGCAAAAAGGGAUACACUGAGGUUGUUCAACAAUUAGUGCAUUAUGGAGCUAACAUUAAUGUUUGUAAUAAAUAUGGAGCCAGUCCUCUCUUUCAAGCUUGUCAGCAAGGACAAGAAGGCAUUGUUCAGCUUUUACUCAGUUAUGGAGCAGAUAUUAAUUUAAGUAAUGAAUAUAAAGCAAGCCCUCUCUUAACAGCUUGUUUACACGGACAUGUUAGCAUUGUACAACUUUUACUAGAAAAUGGAGCAGAUGUCAAUUUGUGUAACAAAUACGGAGCCAGUCCUCUCUAUGUAGCUUGUAAACAUGGACAAAAUAGCAUUGUACAACUUCUCAUUACUUAUGGAGCAGAUAUCAAUUUAUGUAUGAAAAACAAAGAUAGUCCUUUCCAUAUAUCUUGUAAAAAUGGAUAUGAUAAAAUUGUUGAACUUCUGAUGAGUAAUGGCGCACUUAUCAAUUCAUGUAAUGAAAACGGACACAGUCCUCUCCAUAUUGCUUGUCAACAUGGACAUAAUACAAUUGUACAACUUCUACUGCAUAAUGGAGUAGAUAUUAAUUUAUGUAACGCGAACAAAGCUGCCUUAUUCAGGACGGAGAGUGAGCACAACGGCCUGGACGACAGUCUGAUCAGCCACCAGAGAAAGGAACCAUGGCUAGCCUCUCCGAGGAAAGCCUACUGUGAAAGACUGACAAGCCAAAAUGACUGCAUUGCCUACAGUACCAAGAGGACAAUCUCUCUUUGGCCUAUCAAAAACACUUAA
Magallana angulata is the source of this 2751-nucleotide messenger RNA. RefSeq lists its product as uncharacterized. Lineage: Eukaryota; Metazoa; Mollusca; Bivalvia; Ostreida; Ostreidae. The record is from RefSeq and is a predicted model, not a curated record. Gene Ontology annotation, molecular function: protein binding. Bases 1 to 2751 code for a protein of 916 amino acids. The transcript is spliced from 3 exons.